AUGGCGGAAUGUGAUGCGAUUCUACUUGAUGCCAUAGUUGAAAAACUCAGUCCAGUUACGUUCGGUCUUCUGCUGGCAGUGGUAGUAGUGGCAGCCGAGAAAAAAAUCGAGCUACAAGACAUUGAAGAAGAUAAUUUAAGGAACGAAAAGCAAAAGCAUUUUGAGAAAUCCGACGGUCGUGGACCAAGUGCUGGGACAGCUCCAGGCUCCGCACCUCUGGAUUUUCUUAAAAAUGGUUUACUUCAUUACUUUGAGGGUCCAACUCAACAGCCACAGCAAUCGAGGUACAUUCAACAAUAUGAUGUUACUGAACAACCAGAAAGGUCUUCUAUACUUGCACCUAAACCACAAUAUGGACCUCCACAGCAGCAAGCAAUGUUGGGCUAUCUAUCAAAUGUUCCAAUGCAAAUAUAUUUAAUACCGCAAUAUUAUAAUGAGCCGACUGAGCAAGUGGCACACCAGCAAAAUGAAGUUCAGAUAACAGCACCUGCUGCAGCAAGAACGCAAGUUUAUCAAGAUCCACAACAAAAUCAACAGCAAGAACAACAACAACAGCAAACUAAUUACAUUGAAGUACCGACAUAUGUAACUCCUACUGGCAAGCCUUACACACAGCCCUACACUUCACCUCUGAUUUACGUUAGCCAUGGUCAACCAUCAAUUGCGUCAGUGCAACCUACCGCAACACCAGUUUUCACCUAUCAGGUUCCCGUUGUCCAAUAUUCCACCGCUAUAUCAGCACCACCACCGAAGGGGUAUUACCAAAGUCCACAGUACACAGAAACUAAUUCAGUCGAUGAAGUACAAGAAAAUAAUUAUAACUUUAAUAACCAGUAUUCUAGUCAUACCGAAAUUCCUUCUAAACCAUCAGGUCCAGAUUAUCCACGAUACUACAACUCUCGGGCUCCUUUAAGAGAAGAAUAUCGAACUCCACUUGAAUUGCCUCAUCCGAGCUCACUUCUUAUAAAGGCUCCACCGCCGCAUUUAUCCCACAUUCCCAAGGCCUUGCCAGAGUAUCGUCCUAUAGCGAAACCUGUUUAUGCUUCAGGAGGUAACUUUAUAUCAAGUGCUUAUAGUCCGAGACCAAGUGAAUCGUACAACACAUUUAAAAGGCGACCAACUUCAUUAUUGGAUUCAUAUAUUCCAUCUAGUGUUCAAAUAGAGUAUUUGAAGCGAGGAUAUACUAAGGAUCCUUUAGCCGCAUACGAAGCGUUGUCAAGUGGUCGAUUUUUAUCACAAACACCUGUGAUUCCAAGGCAUUACGAACGUGGUUUCUUACCAAAUCAAAUUUAUCACACGGCUGCUGGUGGUAUUACAUUUGGGCAUCACAAAAGGGCUCCAAAAAUCAAUAAGCCUCAAAAAAAAUAA
This is a messenger RNA of Pararge aegeria (speckled wood butterfly), 1368 nucleotides long. RefSeq lists its product as uncharacterized. The record is from RefSeq and is a predicted model, not a curated record. Bases 1 to 1368 code for a protein of 455 amino acids. NCBI's taxonomy places the organism in Eukaryota, Metazoa, Arthropoda, Insecta, Lepidoptera, Nymphalidae. The transcript is spliced from 2 exons.